GGCCCCCAAGAGGGCUUCAAGACAGCCCAAGACUGCCCCAAGACGACCCGUAGCCAUUUUGGAUCAAGCCUCUUUGGCACAAGUCUUUUCUAAUCUUUCCGCAUCCUAUCUGUCUCUGCUGAUCUCCUUGCCAUGGCGUACUACCGCUCGGGAGGCGCCUGGGGCGGCUCGGGAAUGGGCUACGGCGCUGGCUACGGCGCUGGGUAUGGGGCCGGCUAUGGCGCAGGCUACGGCGGCGGUGCCGACUGUGGAACGGCCUGCUGCGCUGGGACGACCGCCGCCAUGGGCUGCGGUCCCGCCUGCGGCGCGGGGUGUGCCGAGGCGACGGGCUGCGGCAGCGGCGUGGGGGGCGGCGUGGGCGGCGGCAGCGGCUGCGGCACGGGAGGUGGCACGAUCCUGAGCUACGUGGGCCCUGGAGGCGACUACGCGCAGGAGACAACGUACAGGUACGUGGGGGCGGGCGCGGGCGAGUUCGGGGUGCUUCGCAUUCCCGGCCGCGGCCCCAACUGCUGCCUGUUCCUCCUCAUCCCGGGGCUGCUGUCCCUGCUGCUGCUCCCGCUGCUCUUGUUCUCGCUCGCCCCAGGGAGCACCACGACGACAACGACGACGACGACUACCACGCCGUUCAUUCCGACAACCACACCGCCUCCCGAGACCACGCCAGCCACGACCAAGAAGACGACGACACAGGCGCCUCCCCCGCCACCUCCGCCGCCCCCGCCACCCCCGCCGCCGCCUCCGCCCCCGCCCCCUCCGCCGCCGCCCACGACCACCGAGAAAAAAAUCAACUGCGGCGAAGGUGCUCCAGAGUCGUGGGACCAGGCGAAGAAGGUGCAGUGCUGCCUCAUGGAGAACAAGGGGUGCCCGACCACAUCCACAUCUCCCUGCCCCAUCGAUUGCAACGCAGGAUACAACGACCUCGACCCGCUGCAGUGGGUGCGCGGCUGGUCUGGCGAGAAGAAGCUGUACUGCUGCAAGACGGCCCAAAGGGGGUGCCCCUCGGAGUUGCCGCCCCCCUCCGGCUUGCCGCCUUCGGGCCUGCCUCCUGCCCCGGACAACAACGUCUACGAUUGCGAUGCAGGCUACCACCAUUGCAUGCACUGCCUGGCGCUGUCGUGGUCCCCCGAGAAGAUCAAGUACUGUUGCACCAACUUCCACAAGGGGUGCAAGGGCGAGGAGCCAGAGUAGAGAGAGGUUCAAGAGCGGGCCUCGCCGGGGCGGCCAGGCGAUAUAGCAAGGAGCAGGCACAUCAUGGGGAGCAGUGUAAAUAAUGUGCAGGUUUACAGCCAUCAAUUGGUUUCCUGCCGGCUCCGCCCCACUCUUUCGGGCGCCGCGGGCGGUACCUUUGUGUGACAGCGCGGCAAGGCAAAGUUACCUGCAUACGCUGCGCAGCCUGGGUAUCACCGCACGCGGCCCUGCAUCUGCGCGCAAGAGAGAACAGCGUGUGCGUCUUUCGUGUGAUGCCCGCCGAAGAGAAAA
Messenger RNA from Prorocentrum cordatum, 1479 nucleotides. Lineage: Eukaryota; Dinophyceae; Prorocentrales; Prorocentraceae. The record is from the annotation of a GenBank genome assembly.